This is a messenger RNA of Lotus japonicus, 555 nucleotides long. Its product is annotated as E3 ubiquitin-protein ligase SINA-like 10. Gene Ontology annotation, molecular function: zinc ion binding. Lineage: Eukaryota; Viridiplantae; Streptophyta; Magnoliopsida; Fabales; Fabaceae. The record is from RefSeq and is a predicted model, not a curated record. The transcript has a single exon. The coding region runs from base 1 to 555 and encodes 184 amino acids.
AUGAGUUACAAUGAAAAGAAGAACCAUGAAGAGGAAUGCAUCUAUGUAUCAUGUUUCUGUCCAUUUAAAGAGUGUAACUUUGAGGCCUCAUCCAAACUGUUAUCCACUCAUGUCAGAGAAAAACAUGAGGCUUCUAGAAUUGAAUUUUCAUAUAAUCACUCUUUCUUGGUGUUCUUCAAUUAUGAUGAUGAGAAAUCAAUUGUUUUUCAAGAGCAAAGUGAUGGUACAUUGUUUGUUCUCAACAGGGAUGUUUGGCGUUCGGGAAUUGUGGUCAGCAUUAGCUGCAUUGGUCCUAAAAUAUUUAACUCUUGUUCUGAGUCAGGGUAUCGUUAUGAUAUCUUGGCUAAGUCUCAAGGAUGUGAAGUGAAGUUAGAGUCUGUCACUAAGAAUGUUAUGAGAAGAACUUUGGCUAUUCUUUCAUCAGUAGUGUGCCUUUUGAUUCCUUUUGAUUCGGAUUAUCCUGAGCCUCUCAAUCUGGAAAUUUGCAUAAGGAAUAGACACAGUGGUGCACAUUCUCAUGAGUGCAGCAUUCCAUGGGUUUGCGGUUCUGUUUGA